AUGGUGAAUCAAUUGAAUUACUUGAUUGAGCUAUUAAUUGUAUAAGUUCUAAGUUUCCACAAUAGAAAAUCAUAAAUAUUAUAUAUAUAUGUUUAAACAUAUGUGGAGAUUACAUUAUAAAAAAAAGAGGAAUGUGAUGAUGGAAAUCUUGUUAAAGGUGAUGGAUGUAACGAUUAAUCGAAAAUAUAAAAUAAGUAUAUAUUACUAAAUAGUGUAAGUAAUAAUCGAUUAAACAUUUAAAUCAUAUCAUCAAAUUACCAUAACCAUUAUUUUAGAGUGUAGCCAGAUCAUUUAAAUUAUCAUAAACUAUUUCCAUCGUUAUAAAUGAUGAUUUCAUAUUAAAGAUUAUCUAUAUUUUUCAUAUAUAGAGCAAUAAAAUGUUUAAUAAAUGGAUCAGUCUGUUAAUCUCACUCAAAAUACUUUUAAGAUAAAUGAGUUAUAAAUAAUUCAUCCCAAUUAAUUUUGAUGAUUAAUAUUACUUGCCCAAGAAGUUCACAAAUUCUUAAAUAAUUCAGUCAUUUAUUCAAACGAAGGAUACUCCCAGAUUGAAACAGAAGUGUCUUGUAGUAUACCAAAAGUCACAUAUAUUGAUGAUGUCUCCAUUACUCAAGUCUAAAUAGCAUAGUAACACCUAUAUUCUCCACUUUAUUGGGAUAAUAUUUGUGGAUCAGUGUUAUUGGGAGAAGUUGAACUCUUUUUUAAUUUGUUGGAUAACCUUUAAAUUUUAUUGUUUUAAAUAAAUUAACACACAACUUCCAUAAAAUUUAUAAACCUACUUUCAACAUUUAGGAUUUGCUUAAUUUAACUUUAUUUAAAGAUUUUCGAUUUAUCAGGAAUUAUUGAUCAAAUACUGA
Molecule: messenger RNA, 854 nt
Organism: Paramecium pentaurelia
Lineage: Eukaryota; Ciliophora; Oligohymenophorea; Peniculida; Parameciidae
Source: the annotation of a GenBank genome assembly